AUGGAAUGGAUUCUGAAAUCGAGGAUUUUCCUCGCCGAUCAACUCGAAAAAGCCGAAAAUCGAGAAGAUUUCGAUAGAAAUCUCGUUUUGAAGUACUUGGAAUCACCGAAUUUGACCCAAAUUGAAGUGGUAAGGAAAUUUCCAUUUUUAGAGGUGUUUUUGACCAAUUUAGGACAAGGAAAAGCCCGGAACCAGUGGGAAAAAAGAAAUAAACGAGGAAAUCGAAUCGGCCUUGGAUUUAUUGGCUCAGCAUGCCGGAUUCGUUCGUAUGUUAGUUGAUAAUGAUUUUUAGAACUUUUUAGGAUAAGUAAGUUAAAAAAAUGAAAAAAUCCAUCAGAGGAGGUGAAAAUACAAUGAAGAAGUUUAAAAAAAUAUGAUAUUUUCUAUCAAAAGUUGAUUUUUUUCGAAAAAAAUUUUCGAAUAUUCGGAAGAUAAAUAGUAAUUUUAAGUUCAAAUGAAGGUUUUUGAAAGCUCCCUGAAGAGUUGGGGUUAUUUUUAAACCACAUCGGGACCUUUUUAAAGUACGGAACUUUUUUUAUCCGCUUUUUUUCACCAAAAAAAUUACUUUUUUUGUUCUAGAAAGCUUUUUUUGGAGGGAAAAAGGCUUGAAUUCAGAUUUUUUUAUUCAUUUCUUGAUUUUUCACUGUUCUUGUUCUGAAGAUUUAUGGAAAGCCUCGAAGAAAAAUUUAAAAAUUUUUUUAAUAUUUGAAAAACGUGAAAACGUGAAAAAGUCCAACAAAGUUGCCCGGCGGGAUGACGUUUCAAAAAAAUCAUUAAAUAAUCUUUUCAAGGAAACUUAUCAUUGCGCUGCUCAUUACAAUUUGACUCAAUAAAACUAUUUUUAAUUAUAUCUCAAUUUUUUGAAGCAAAGCAUGCUGGAAAAGUCGGUCGGUUCGGUCACUUUUUUAAGGCGCCUGAUUUUUUAAGUUUUCGAAAUUUGAAACGUUUUUUAGGCCGUAUAAAGAUUUUAACGGUUUAAAAGUACCUGUUUCUUCUUAAUAUGUCGAGUUUCGAAGUCAGUUUUUUUCGAAAAAAGUUUUUUUCUGAAUUUUCCUAUUUUGCCAAAAAAAUGCUCUUCUUGAUGAAAAAUUAUUUCGCACUUGACAAAUUUCGAUUUCAGAUCAAAUUAAAAAAAGGUUGACAUGAAAUUUAUGGAAAAAAAUCUCCUGUUUCGAGCCGUCAAUUUUUUUUUUUGAAACUUUUUUUUUCGAAUUUAUGAAACCUAAAAACUUAACCAUAAUCGAGAAUUUCACUUACUUUGGACACGGAUAUAAUUUUAAACUGAAACAAAACUUUGAAACUUUCAAAAAAUGACCAUAUAGCUGAUUCAUUCACGGCUGGCUUGAGCCAUCGAGAAAAGGGUCCUGCCACGAAAAGAGACGAGACAGUGCCCUGGUUGGUGGAGAGUGCAGACAGGCCACGCCUUUUUGCGUCCCAAGCCAGCCGUGAAUCAUCUAUACCGACAGUUUUUUCCAACAUGCCUUGAAGCUCAUGUCAAAGUUAUCCCUUCUAAAAAUGAUAAUUUUCAAAAAGUUUUUUUGAAAAAAAUUUCGAGAUUUUCAAACAACCCAAAAAUGAUUCAGAAAUCACUGCUGAUGCCAAAAAACGGCUCCGAGACGCGUUUUUGAGAAAUUUGAAAAUGAUGGCCACCCAAUUUUUGUUCGCCGAACAACGUAGAAAAGACGGCCUGGCUGUCCCUUUUUCGGUUUGCUUCAAAUUUUCCCCUCAAAAAAAUUUUAAAAAAUCAAAUUUCAGUCUUCUUUGAUGUGGGUGCUCAGUUUGAACGAAGCGGCGCCGUUGAUUUUGAAAGAGUCUUACGAUGAAACCUACCGUAAGCCGUUGGAUGACGUCAUCAAAGGGUGGCGAUGCUUUCUGGAGGAGGAAGGGAAGCCGAAAGUCGUGGUGGAGGAGACGAGGAAAAGAAAAAGUGAGUUUUUGAGAGGAAAGGGGGAUUUUUUGGAUUUUGAAACAUUUUAUAAGGUCUAGUUGUUUCGUUUUCAGUGAAUUUUGAAAUUUUUCAAAAUUUUUUUUUAUCAGUUGUUUCCCGUUUCUCGAUUACUAUUAAUUGAAAUAAAACGCAACUUUUUAGUUGGUAUGAUGAGAUUAUCCAUUUAAAAUAGCUUAAGAAAACCUUCCAUUUUAAAAUUAUUUCGCGGUUUUAAAAGCUCUUAAAUGUACAAAAAUGUCCAUUUCUCAUGAUUUUUCCGUUUUUAAAGUUUCCCAGAUUCAGAAAAAUAAUUCGAUUUUUUUGAUAAUUUGGCUUCUCAUAAAGUGCGGCGUUUACGAAAUGCGCGACCGCUUUUUUUGUGCUCCACUGCAAAUUAAUAAAAUACGGGCGUUUUUUUCAAAAAGUCCGGCCUAACCCCCCCAAAAAUGUGGCCUUUGAAAAAAAUGUGGGUGACGAAAAAUUCAAAAAAAUGCUUGUUUUAUAUUAAUUUUUUUAAUAGAGCACAAAAAAAGCGGUCGCACUGGUGGUAUUUUGUAAACUCGUGCAUUUUACAACAAUAUGUCAUCACUCAUUUGAAAUUUCCAUUUUUGAUCGUUUCCCCGUUUUUGAAGUUCCCAAAUCUACAAAAAUGUCAAUUUUUGAUGAUUUUCCCGUUUUUUUCAAGUUCUUCUCAAACUCAGAAAAAUUCCGAUUUUCAAUCAUUUCUCAUUAGUUAAGCAUUCCAGAUUCAGAAAAAUGUCAAUUUCUCGAAUUUCAGAUCCCUCGGAGCCAAAAAGGCAAAGAAAAAAGAAGCCGAAGCUUGAAGACGUCAAGAAAAAUAACGAAAAAACUAAUUAAUUAAUUUUUUCUUGUAAGUUUGUAUAAUUUUGUCUCACUAAACUCGUCAUUUUUGUCAUAUAAUUGUCAUAUUUUCAUAAAUUGAUUUUGAAACUUUUUCCUUGGUUCAGUUUUUCUAUAGCUUUCUAAAUAGCUUGAUUUGUACCUUGAAAAAUUCUUUUUGACUUCGAAAUUCUGCAUAUUUUAGGUUUUUAGGAGCUCCAGCUAGUGAUAAUUGACCAAAUGGAUUCGAUUAUUUUUGAACAGGUUGGUUUUUUUUGGACAAAGUUUUAGAUUGUAAUGAUGAAGCAACUUAGGGACGCCAGAGUGGUCCCUAGAGGGGUUAGGGGAAAAAAGCCGCCAUAGGGUGCCCCCUAGAGGGGUUAAAUUCAGCUUUUCCUUCAAGAUGUCAAGUUUCUGACCACCUCAAAACUUAAGUGGUCCCUAGAGGGGUCUUUUUAAAUUUUGUUUAGAUUUAAAAAAAUUAUAAAGAGAAAUUUGAUCAAUUCACCAUUUUUUAAAUUUUUUUUUUUUGAAAAGAUCUAAUUUAUUAAUUUUUUUUUCGUAUGCUUCUCAUAGAAGUCAUAGCAUGUCCUCCUUAAAGGGACCACUUUUUCAAGCUUCAUUGCCUCUUUAAGGAAAGGUAAGUGGUCCCUAAAGGAGAACAUUGAAGGUCUCCUAAGGCUGCCCCUCUAGGGACCACUCUGGCGUUCCUAAGUAAAUAUCCAGCACCUUUUUCUGGUCAUUUUUACAUCUCUUGAAUUUUUUCAAGCCUAAUAAGGAUAAUUUAUAAGGGUUUCCAUAUUUUUAACCUGGAAAAUAAGGGAUUUUAUUGAUUUCUUAAGAAUCAAAAAAAUUGUGGAAGAUUAGACAUUUUGAUCCAUUUUAAGAUGAGCUUCAUGAUUUCUCCUCCGAAAAAAGUUUUUUUGCGAAAUUUCGAGCCCUCGCCUUUUUGGGGGUAGCUGAAGUGGCUCUUAAAGGGGUUUGCAGAUUCAGUGGGCCCUAUAGGGAAGGUAGUAUGAAUUCUUCUAUUUUUGCGAAUUCCCUAAAGUGCUCCCUAAAUGACCAUUUAGAAGUUCUUUCUUAGGAACUCCAGAGUGGUCCCUAUAGACCUUCUAGGGGCUUUAUCAACCCCUAUAGGGGCCACUGAAGCUCGCAAAAGUGGUCCCUUUAGGAGACAUGCUAGACGAUAAUUGUUAUGCACUCUAAGCAAUGAAGCAUUUCCAUGGAAAAACGGAAUAAAUAAGCGUUUUCUGAAAAAUAUUGAAAGACCCCUAUAGGGUCCACUUGAGGGGCUACGGGUCAGACCAUAAACCCCUUUAGGGACCACCUUGAUUUUAUCUCUAUAGGGACUACUUUUUCGGCUCCUAUAUGGGGUGUUUUCCCCCUAACCCCUGUAGUGACCACUCUAGAGGACCUAAGAAGGCUGUUUUUCAUCCCUAUAGGGUCCACUGAAGUUUUCACGGUCCAGAUAUUUUUGUAAAUUAUUUUUUAGGGAGCCUAGUCAUUUUUUUCCUUUUUUCGUCUAGAUUUUGAAUUUAUUUUCAAGUUUUCCAGCAAGAAGCAGCCCUAUGCGGCCAACACGCCUUGAACAUGCUACUACAAGGUUCUUAUUAUACGGCCGAUGUUUUGGCUCAAAUUGCCGAAAGAUUGGAUUCCCGUGAGAAUCAAGUCCUCGAUGAGGUUCCUAGAAAUUUUUCGAAAAAUUCAAAAAAAUCAUCUUCUAGGCCUCGAAAAACGAGAGAAGCCAGAACAUGAACGCCAGCGGCUAUUUUUCGAUCCAGGUCGCAUUUUAGAGAGAAAAAUAAUUAUUUUAGGAGUUUAGGUAAUGAACGAAGCUCUUUCGUCUGGCUGGAAUAUCGAUUUGGUCAAUAUAAAUCAUCCCUCGAUGGCCGAGUUCAAAGCUGAUCCUUUGUAAUUUUUUUCUACAUGUAGUGAAACCCUUAAAUGGUCACUUUGGAUGCAAAUUAUUUUCGAAAAAUCAAGUAAAUGGGAAAAUUUUUAGUGACCACUGCACUAACUUCUAGCCACUUAAGUGACCACUUAUUCGAUUACUAUAGUCGUCACUAAUUUUUAGCCACUUAAGAGACAAUCAAUCCGACGACUAUAGGGGCCAAUAAAAUGACAAAACCCUGGAGUGGUCACUAACUUCUAGCCACUUAAGUGACCACUUGUUCGACUAUUAUAGUGGCCACUAGAUCGUGAAAACCUAUAGGGGUCAUCAAAAUGUAAAAACCCUGGAGUGGUCACUAACUUCUAAUCACUUAAGUGACCACUUAUUCGACUACUACAGUGGCCAUUACAUCAUAACAGCGAAACCCUUAAAUGGUCACUUAGAAUGGAAAUUAUCUUCGAAAAAUCGAACUGGGAAAAUCUCUACUGGCCUCUGUAGAGUUUUGACGAUCUAGGGGCCCUUCUAGUAGUCGAAUCAAUUCUCCCUUUAGUGACCUCUGUAGGGUUUUUACGAUUUAGUGACUCAUUUAGUAGUCGAAUAAGUGGUCACUUAAGUGGCUAGAAAUUAGUGGCCACUUCAGGGUUUUUACGACUUAGUGGCCUCUACAGUAGUCAAAUAAGUGGUCACUUAAGUGGCUGGAAAAUAGUGGCCUUUUUCGAAGUAUAUGUGGUAUUACUGGUUCACUAAAAUCACUAUAGUGGCCACUAAAACGAAAAAUAGUGGUAGAGGUGGGUUUAGUGGUCAAUUUAGUGUCCUUUCAAGCAGCCCUUGAGGAACCUCUUCAGUGGCCACUGGAGAUCUCUUGGGAAGGGAGAUUUUCACAGCAACAUCCAAUAUAGUUCAAGUGAUCACUUAAGAGUUUUCCGUUUCUUUUUUAAUAACUGAGAUACCAUGUAAGAAAUAUUCUGAGCUUUUUAGUUUAUUUGCGAAGAAAAAAACGUAUCAAGUUUGAGGGAUCACUUAGGGAAUUUGAUUUUCGAAACUUUUAUAUAUAAUUAAUUCAACUAUUGAGUUGAAUUAGACUACAUUUUCAGGAAAAAAAAAUCUCAUUUUUUAAUAUAUUUAGACAUUUUCUUUCAAGUGAUCUCUUUAGGAAAACUAAGCAGCCACUUAAGGGGAUGGAUUACGAGUAUAAGCAAGGUUAGAGCAGAAAAAUGACCAGGUUUUGCUUUUCGAAACUCACUAAGUGAAAUCUGAGGGUCACUUAAGGGAUCUCUUCUUUUUUCUUUCUUAUAUUCAAGUAGUUUAUUGAGUUGGUUACUAAUGUAAUAUUUCAAAUAUUGGCUUCCGAAAAAUACACUUAAGUGACCGCUCAACUCAUUUAACAAUGAAAUGAAGAAAGUUGAAGGGAUCACUUGAGGGAUUUUUCUCCAGAAAAGCCAACGCCUUCUUCAUCAACUUCCAAGAACAUUGGUACGUCAUCCGGAAGUUCGGAAAGCAGUGGUUCGAGCUGAAUUCGACGAAAUUCGGCCCGAAAUACCUGUCGGAAACGUAUCUGGAAACGUAUCUUCAUCAGUUGGCCGUCGAAGGUUGAAAUUAGAAUGGCUCACCGCGCGUAGCGGUCGCGAAGCGGUCAUUUUGAGCGAUUUUCAGGGGACUUUACUCAGGGAGUCCAGAGUGGCCCCUAUAAGGUUUAGGGAACGAAGAAUAUAUAUUAGUGGUCCCCAAAGGAGUUUAGGGCCUGACCUCUUCGCUCCUAAAGCCCAAGUGGUCCCUAUAGGGUCUUCGAGGCCCCUAUAGGGUUUAGAAAGUCGUUUAGAAACUACUAGUAUCUCUCUCAGAGGGUCAAACCCCUAAAAGGUCCACUUUUGCAAGAUUUAGUGGUACCUCAUGGGGAGGUGAAGUGGUCCCUUGAGGGGAGUCUUCAAAAGCCCCAGAGGUUUCCCUUGAGGGACCACUCUGGUGAGUAGGUUUGUAAAGUUCGCAUUUAGUUAUUUUGCGCGUGGCAUAUGGCGAAAGUCGCUUGAAGUCGGGCGUAGCUGAAAAAAAGGAGAUGAGAAAAAAGUAACAAGGAAAAACGCAGCGCGACCGCAACGCAUCGGGUCAUUUCAUGCUCAGGUGAAUCUUGGAAAGGUAACCAGAAGAGGGUUGAAAGGUGUAUGGAAGCUAGAAGGUCUUUGAGUGGUAAAAAUAGAAAAUGCCUGGCAGAAGGCUUCUGGAAGGCUUCCGGCAGGCUUUUCUUCUAACCAGAUAAGUAAAAGGUGUUGGGAAGCUAUUAGAAAGGCGCUUGACCAAUUGCUGGGAAGUUUCCAAACGCCUCCCGAGAAAACCAAAGCAGAAGCUUCCCAACGUUUACCUGAGUACGGAUUUUAAAAGUUUUGACCUUGGUAUUUUUUGUAGGACACUCAAUAUUUGUCGUCAUUGGAGUGUUGCCCGAAUGUGAGGCGAAUCAAUUGCUCAAUCUAUGUCCCUAUGUCCCGCCCGCGGUCGUUCGGGAAAAGCCGUCCCCGGUUAAAAAGCUGAUGACGUCGAUUGGACGACGUCUUGGAGCUGGGCCAAGUGGUAGGAUUUGAUUAAAACCAUUCAGAGACUUGAUACAAGUAUUUAUUUUUUCAAAAAUCAAAAUUAUACUUUUCAUAGUAGUCUCUUAAUAUAGGUUUUUAAAAAAAUAGGAAAAAUUCAGGGAGCUCAAUUUUAAAAUACUCUAUUGUUAGUCAGAUGCGCUCUACGGAUAAUUUUUUUCGGCAAGUGUUUUUUUGAGUCUUGAGAUGUCGUUAGCUUUGGAAAAAGUCUAGAAAAAGCUGGCAAGUCAGAAAAUGUAGCGCUAUGGAAGGAUCAUCGUGUUUCGACACGAAAAGAUACAGUAGCUUUUUGUAGAAUGCGUCUAUGACGUCAUCUCCAAAAACCCCUCAAGUGACCUCUUUGAAGAAAGCCAAAGGAACGGCAUUCCUAAUGGGAUGAGGGAGGGUGAGCUAGGCGUCAAAUUUUCUGGAUUCACAAAAAAAAAAGUAAGUGCGCGCUCCGGAUAAAAUGACGUCAUAGUAACACUGAGUAUCAAACGUUGAUAACUUGUUUUUUCGAUCACUUUUGGCUGCGUACUUGAGAUAUGAACUUUCGUGAAAUUCAAAAUUUGCAGACAACAAAGAAGACGCGGACCUCGCCGUGGCGAUGGCUCUCUCAAUGGAAGACUCCAACUCUUCGUCUUCCAAACCGGAAGACGACGACCUCCAGGCGGCCAUCGAGAGGAGCCUCACCCUGCAAGGACCGCCGUCGACGUCUCCAGAGCCUUCUGAAAUCUUCGCCCCGACGGCCAUCGUCCCGACGACGGCCGAAGGCGUCUAUCCCGGAGCUGUGAACAACGCCGUCGAGACCCCGAUUCUGGGAAAUGUCGAGCAGCAGAGGAAGGACCGCGAGAAGUUCCUCUCACGGUUCGAUUAA
Molecule: messenger RNA, 8096 nt
Organism: Caenorhabditis auriculariae
Lineage: Eukaryota; Metazoa; Nematoda; Chromadorea; Rhabditida; Rhabditidae
Source: the annotation of a GenBank genome assembly